UUUUUUGUGUGCAUCCAAUCAUCCAAAUCUUUGCCGGCCCCGGACAAUUCAAAACCAUAGCAACAACAACAACAGCAGUAGCAACAACAACAAACUGCAGCAACAUUCAACACGACAGGACACAAAUUAUCGUCAUGCCAUCUGCAAGCAAAAUAUCUCGUACUUUGGAAAUGACUCCUCUUCCUGAUUGGUUUGUUCCUGGACCUCGCCAUGUGAUCUGCGCCAAAGGAAAGCAGGCAAAGGAACAUGCUGCCAACCAACUGUUGAAAUCAUUGAUUCAUCAGCACCUAGAAGAAUACAAGCGAUGUCCCUCCAAGCUAGAACGAUCAUUUAUUGUCUCCAAGAUUCUCAAAUGUAUUCGGAACGGAGGGGAAGGCGGUUUUGUUCGCAAAUUGAAUGGACGAUGGAGUGAUAUCGGAGAUAGAAAUGCCAGGGAGAAGAUUGGACAAUCCUUUCGCGACAGUCUUGGUCACAUCUUCAAAUCCUCGACUCGGGCCAAGGCGUGCUUUCGGCAACGUCGGUCAAGCGACAGUGACAUUCAUCCCGCACCCAUUGUACCUUUCUUUGCCAUGUCAGACAAUGUCAGAUAUCGUCAUUCUGUCAGUCUUGACGGCACCGAUGCUUUCACUCCUUCAAUACUGGCACAAGAUGACACGGAAUUGGAAUUAACGGACUUGGAACCACUGCCAUUGUCAAAGGGGAUUGCUGUGGAUUUGAACGAAAUGUCCCAGGUUUCAUCGGAACCCCCUGAGGAUGCGUCUUUCCGAGAGGCCAUGGAGGAAAUGUUUCAGUGCCACUUUUCCGGAUCUUCAACACGAUCUGCACAUUCCGUGUAGAGUAGAGUGACGAGUCAGCCAUCAACAUCAUAUGUAACGAAUACACAACUUCCAUAUCAUUGUACCAGU
Seminavis robusta is the source of this 905-nucleotide messenger RNA. NCBI's taxonomy places the organism in Eukaryota, Bacillariophyta, Bacillariophyceae, Naviculales, Naviculaceae. The record is from the annotation of a GenBank genome assembly.